AAUUAUCUUUCACUAACACAACAAUAUUGGUUAAAAAUCUCCACUCAUUCAUUUUGAUAUCUCUCUCUCUUUUAAAUCAAAACUCCAAAAAAGAACUAUGGAACGUAACUCCCUCUUAACGGUUGCAUUGCUCUGCAUUGUCGUCGCCGGUGUCGGUGGCCAGUCUCCUGCCUCCUCUCCAACUAGCUCUCCCGCCGCUCCUUCUGCUCCAACUACUUCCCCUGCCAACCCUCCCGCCGCUACUCCUUCCUCUCCCAUGGCUAAAACGCCUGCUUCUUCACCCGUGGAAGCACCUAAGUCUCCGGCUCCUGUAGUAUCCUCUCCACCGCCGACACCAGUUCCCGAGAGCUCUCCACCGUCUCCUUCACCCAAGGCUUCCGCUCCGGUGAGCUCUCCACCGGCUCCAACACCAGAAGCAGUUACUCCUCCUGCUCCAGUAGCCGCUCCAGCCGCUGAUGUACCGGCUCCGGCUCCAAAAAAGCAUAAGAAGUCCAAGAAGCAUCAAGCACCGGCCCCGGCUCCUGAACUUGACAGUCCACCUGCACCACCGACAGAAGCUCCCGGCCCUAGCUCCGAAGACGCAAGCUCUCCCGGUCCAGCCACAUCCGCCGACGAUCAGAGCGGAGCAGAGAGCACAAGGGUGUUGCGGAAUGUAGCGGUGGGCGCGGCUGCAACCGCCUGGGCCGUUCUCGUUAUGGCCUUUUAAGUUAUUUGUAUUUAUUUUUUCGCCCUUAGUUCUUUAGUUUUGUUCUUUUAACUCUACGAUUGUCUCUUUCUUUUUUCACAUUUGAGUAAUGAGUAUUAUUUCAUUGAUUAUACCGUUUGUUUUUGUUUUUAUUUGUGUGGAAAUAAUAAUUUUUAUUUACUGAGAAGAAAAUAAAAUUCAGAUCUGUCAGUGAUGAAUCUGAUGAUACUGUUACUUGUUA
Messenger RNA from Brassica rapa (field mustard), 926 nucleotides. RefSeq names its product lysine-rich arabinogalactan protein 18. The record is from RefSeq and is a predicted model, not a curated record. Gene Ontology annotation, cellular component: plasma membrane. Lineage: Eukaryota; Viridiplantae; Streptophyta; Magnoliopsida; Brassicales; Brassicaceae.